Paramacrobiotus metropolitanus is the source of this 2734-nucleotide messenger RNA. Its product is annotated as spermatogenesis-associated protein 20-like. The transcript is spliced from 16 exons. Gene Ontology annotation, biological process: carbohydrate metabolic process. The record is from RefSeq and is a predicted model, not a curated record. NCBI's taxonomy places the organism in Eukaryota, Metazoa, Tardigrada, Eutardigrada, Parachela, Macrobiotidae. The coding region runs from base 114 to 2510 and encodes 798 amino acids.
UUUAGCAUCUUUUAAAGUUUUAGACUUCAGAGUUCAUUCAGUUAUUUACCUUUGUUUAUUUAGCGCUAUGGUUUGGUGAUGGAUCAUUACAAUGCGUUGACUGCCGGCUUAUUAUGAGUUUAAAUAUAAUCCGCUGCCUGCAUCGGAAAGCAUCUCUCUCGUUGUUACGGUAUCCUUCACAAAUCCGGAACAAUUUCGUGUCACUAGCGACUGCCCGACUUCAUCACACCACAGCAUCAGUUGAGUCUGUGUUUCCUCUGGGAAAAUCCCGUGUGUUAAGUGUGUUCCAGUCCAAGGUUUGUGCAUUAACGACAAUGGCUUCCCAUCAAGAGAAUCGGCUGGCACAAGAAAAAUCACCUUAUCUGCUGCAACACAAAACUAAUCCCGUUGACUGGUAUCCAUGGGGUGUGGAAGCCUUCGAGAAGUCAAAACGGGAAAAUAAGCUGAUUUUCUUAUCGGUUGGCUACAGCACCUGUCACUGGUGUCAUGUUAUGGAGCGGGAAUCAUUUGAGAAUGAGGCCAUAGCCAAAAUUAUGAACGAAAAUUUUGUCAACAUUAAAGUGGACCGCGAAGAGCGUCCGGACGUUGAUAGGAUUUAUAUGACAUUUAUUCAGGCUACGCAGGGUGGCGGAGGUUGGCCAAUGAGCGUUUUCCUGACGCCGGAUUUGAAACCUAUCACGGGCGGAACGUACUUUCCGCCUACUGAUCAGUAUGGUCGGCCUGGUUUUCCUGCUAUACUGAAGAGAAUAUCUGAUGUGUGGAAACAUCAGCAUGCAGAUGUCCAGCGGCAAAGCACGGCGCUGAUGGAGGCAUUACGCAGUGGGGUCAUCAGUACGACGGAUCCUGAUGCGCAAAUGCCCACGGAAGCGACAUUUAUUCAGUGUUACAACAGUUAUGCCAAAAAAUUCGAUCAGGCUCAAGGUGGCUUCGAAGGGGCUCCAAAAUUUCCUUCACCCGUGAAUUUUAAUUUCUUGUUUCGAGCCAGCAUGCUGCCGGAUGCUAAGACAAAAAUGCCGAAAGCCAGGGAAAUGUGCUACAAAACUCUGGACUGUAUGGCUAAUGGUGGAAUAUACGAUCAUAUCGGAUUUGGAUUUCAUCGUUAUUCUACGGAUGGAAACUGGCAUGUGCCACAUUUCGAGAAAAUGCUGUAUGAUAACGCUCAGCUUUUAUCGUCAUAUAUCGAAGCUUUUCAGCUCUCAAAAAAUCCGGCAUAUGCGGAAAUUGCCCGGAAUAUUGUGGAGUAUAUUUCGCGAGAUAUGACAGAUCCGCGGGGAAUUUACUCAGCCGAAGAUGCGGAUUCCCUUCCACCAGAUGGAACUGGUCAUAAGAAAGAAGGAGCGUUUUAUGUUUGGACGCAUGACGAAAUUGAUAAAGCGCUUUCCGAAACGGUGCUAACAUCGACGGGCCAAAUUACCCGUGCAGAAAUUUUUAAGCGUCGGUUUGAUGUCCAGAAAAAGGGAAAUGUAGAUCCACAUCAAGAUCCGCAUGAUGAACUUCGAAAUCAAAAUGUUCUAAUAAUCCGACACAGUGUGCACGAAUUAGCCGAACACUUCGGUCUUUCCAAUCAACAAGUGGUUGAUAUUUUGGAGGAUAGCCGGAAAGUGCUCUUUGAUAUUCGCUGUCGGCGUCCACGGCCACAUCUGGAUGAUAAGAUGAUAACAGCUUGGAACGGGUUGAUGCUUAGCGGACUGAGUAAAGCUGCUCAGGCCCUGCAAGACGAGUCGAUACUGUCUAAAGCCAAACAAAUUGCGUCCUUUGUGGAACAGUAUUUAUUCAAUAAGGAAAAGGAGAUUCUGUUGCACAGCGUGUACAAAAGUGAAUCGGCUCCUUCUCAAAUAAAUCAGCCCAUCGAAGGAUUCUGUGAAGAUUACGCCUGUUUUAUUCGUGGUUUACUUGACCUGUACGAAGCAUCGUUCCGGCCUGAAUACCUGCGAUGGGCAUUCACGUUGCAGCGCAAGCAGGAUGAACUGUUCUGGGAUACAGAUGAUGGGGGAUACUUUUCCUCGCAUUCAGGAGACAAAACACUAUUGUUGCGCUUAAAAGAAGAAUCAGACGGAGCGGAGCCGUCGCCAAAUUCAGUGUCCUUAUCCAACUUAUUGCGCCUAUCUCUAAUAUUCGAUAACGAUGACUGGAAAAAGAAAGCAGUGCGCAUGUUUCUGGUCUUCAGUGAUCGUUUCGAGAAGAUUCCCCGUGCGGUACCGGAAAUGGUAUCGGCAUUGAUGUUUCAUUUACACAGUCCCAUUCAGAUUGUGAUUUGCGGAGAACGACGUGAUCCAAAGAUUCAGGAAAUGAUAGCGACUGUUCAGCGCGCAUAUUUACCGUUUAAAUGUUCGGUGCUGAUGGACAAGGAAAAUGUGGAGGUUUUGAAACCGCUGAUGAACGACCCCGCCACUUUUGUGGCCGCGGGAUCAUCCGAUGCGGCCAGUGUUCAUAUGUGCAGAAACUUCGCGUGUGGAGCGCCGAUACAAGACAUUAAACAGCUCGAGAAGCAACUUUCGCAACUGGUAUGAUAUUGUGGUACUGUAAUUCGAAAGUUGUUCGGAAAUCAAACAAACUGUUUACUUAUUGUUAGUCUAAUGGAAAUGUGCCAAAUGUUUCGCAAUAUUAAAAGGUUUUUUUCUGGUGCGCUAGUCUGUAACACUGUUGUUGUUUCUCGAUUUGGUGAAAAAGUACCGUAAGGGUUUUUAAAAAGUUCAAUUAAAUAGUUUGUAAAGUUAUAAACUUUUUGUAAACU